AUGGCUAUUAAUGGACCGCCGCAUGGAUCGCGUGGGUCUCGGAUGGAUGCUGCCAUGGAUCAAAUGGAGCCGUAUGGGUUCACAAGGACCCAAGUUCGCAAAAGAGUGAAUGAACUCUUAUCUAUUUAUGGUGGACAAAAAUAUUGGACAUUCAUAGAAGAUAACGGAUACAAGGUACUGGUCGAUUCCUUACUAGACGAACAAGAAGAAUCGCCAGUAAGAAGCAACGUUGACGAUGAAAAGGAUACCUAUUCGUUGGAAGAAGGGGAGAUUGACCCUAGAACUAUUGGAGGAGAAAAUGAAGAUAUAAACGAGGAAGAUGCUCAAAGUCAAAACCAAUUGGAAGAGGUGAUGAAUAGAAGCAACAAUCAUGGAAGAGGAAAACGACCACGUCUUCAUGAAAAUAUCAACGAGGAAGCGAGUUUGCGUUUUGAGAAUGACAAAAGGCGAGGAAAGCUUCUCUUGGGGAACACCAUGUCUAGUGGAAGUAGUAGUUACAACGGGAAAGGAGAAAGGAAAAGAACACUUGAUGAGAGUAACAAUGGAGAAGGAGAAGUGAGGAAUACCAUGGAUGAACUAAAUAGAAGCAGAGGACAAGGUUCAUGGGACCAUCACCUGCCGCCGCGUGGAUCGCGUGGGUCUCGGAUGGAUGCUGCCAUGGAUCAAAUGGAGCCGUAUGGGUUCACAAGGACCCAAGUUCGCAAAAGAGUGAAUGAACUCUUAUCUAUUUAUGGUGGACAAAAAUAUUGGACAUUCAUAGAAGAUAACGGAUACAAGGUACUGGUCGAUUCCUUACUAGACGAACAAGAAGAAUCGCCAGUAAGAAGCAACGUUGACGAUGAAAAGGAUACCUAUUCGUUGGAAGAAGGGGAGAUUGACCCUAGAACUAUUGGAGGAGAAAAUGAAGAUAUAAACGAGGAAGAUGCUCAAAGUCAAAACCAAUUGGAAGAGGUGAUGAAUAGAAGCAACAAUCAUGGAAGAGGAAAACGACCACGUCUUCAUGAAAAUAUCAACGAGGAAGCGAGUUUGCGUUUUGAGAAUGACAAAAGGCGAGGAAAGCUUCUCUUGGGGAACACCAUGUCUAGUGGAAGUAGUAGUUACAACGGGAAAGGAGAAAGGAAAAGAACACUUGAUGAGAGUAACAAUGGAGAAGGAGAAGUGAGGAAUACCAUGGAUGAACUAAAUAGAAGCAGAGGACAAGGUUCAUGGGACCAUCACCUGGAAGGAGAGAAAGAGAAAGAGAAAGAGAAAGAAAAUGGGGAGGAGGACGAGAACGAGGAGGAGGAAGACGAGGAGAAGGAAGAGAAUGGCGAGGAAGAGGAAGCCGAGGAGGAGGAGGAAGACGAGGAGAAAGAGAACAAGGCAGAGAAAGAGAAGAAGACAUUAAUCAAUUAG
Messenger RNA from Impatiens glandulifera, 1395 nucleotides. Its product is annotated as high mobility group nucleosome-binding domain-containing protein 5-like. The record is from RefSeq and is a predicted model, not a curated record. Bases 1 to 1395 code for a protein of 464 amino acids. Lineage: Eukaryota; Viridiplantae; Streptophyta; Magnoliopsida; Ericales; Balsaminaceae. The transcript has 8 exons.